Molecule: messenger RNA, 1668 nt
Organism: Cylindrotheca closterium
Lineage: Eukaryota; Bacillariophyta; Bacillariophyceae; Bacillariales; Bacillariaceae
Source: the annotation of a GenBank genome assembly
AUGGUGUCGUCAGCGUUGGCAGACAGAAUGGCAGCCUUUGAAAAAGGCGGUGCCGCUAAGAAGGACACACCCAUGUCAAACCGUGUGGCAGCCUUUGAAAAGGGAAAAGUCAGCAACGCGAACAAGUCGUUUAAACAAAAUAGAGACUUGACUGGGAUCGAUAACAAACCAAAGGCUGCUCCUACUCCCGCUCCCUGGGCGAAGAAGAAUGAUGGGCCAAGCAGGGUGGAUGGAACUGGCUCUGUGACAACUGGUGGUGGCGAUGCUGGGAGUAAAGUCAGUUUCGGUAAAACUCCCGAUGAUGGGGGUGAGGCAAAGGCAAGAAGAGGCAGCGAAGGAAGAGUUCAUGGAUCGGUGAAACAUCCUUGGAGUGAAAAAAAGAGCUCGAGGGUAGACGAUAAGAGUACUACGUCGGCUCCGGCUCCGGCUGCAGCACGUCCUGGAUUGGCAAAUAGCAAUACGGCAUUCGAAAAUAUUUCAGCGCGGAGGAUGGAACAGGAAAAGCAGGCAAAACCAGUUACCGCAAAGCAACGAAAGGUACAAAUCGCCAAAUGCGCUGCCAUUUCACUCUUAAUUAUUGCAUGCAUUGUCGUAGUUACGAUCACUAUUGUUACUGGUUGGGGAGAUGGCAGCAUUGAAACGGAAUUCGACAAGCAAAGUGUCGUGUUUGGAAAGCUUGUUUACCUGUCGCAGGAUGGCUUUGUUGCGGUCCUUGAAGAUGACUUGGGAGUGAAUCAAGUCUACCGUCUCGACCCAAAUGCAAACCCAAGGUGGCAACCAAUCGGACAGCAAUUUCGUUCUCAAGGGCGUGUUGAAGUGUCGGGGGAUGGCAAACGAUUGGCCUACGUCAAUCCAAGAACUAAGCGACUCGUAUUCGAAGAGUAUGAUGAAGUAAUGAGGGAUUGGAUCGACACUGAAAAUGCUCCCUUUUUGGGAGGUGAUGACAUUAGUUUGAGCGGUGACUUUUCGCUCCUGUGCGUUGGAACUUAUGGGCAAGGAUCAAUCACACAAUUCAGCCAGAAGGUGGGCGAAGGAAUUAUCACAACCUACAAAUUUGACGGAACUUCCUGGUUGGUUCACGGUGACCCAUUGAUCAAGAUCUUUGGUAUGAAUUGGUUCGGUGUGUCACCAGAUGGUUCUGGAUUGAUGAUUGCAGCAGAAAACGAUGGCAAUACAACUUUGAAUGGUUACCGAUCCGAGGCACUAGGCAACAAUACUUUUGAAUGGCUCAAAGCAGAUCGCACUACCACCAUCCCCUCAAGCAAGGUUGAUCUUGCGAUAUCUAACGGAGGAUAUGCAGUAUCAAGUGAAAAAAGUGCCCAAGCAUUCACCUACAGUGGCCGAACCUUAGGCCAAGAGAUCACGGCAAAUGGCAAUAACAACAUUACUUCGAUCGCGCUCAGCACAGAUGGCCGCACCAUGGUGGUCGGAAGCGUAACACCUGGCUUGACUGGUGUCGUGGACUGGUAUAGGUUUCCAGCGGGUGCAGAUGAUGGUAACUGGGAAACACUCGGUGGAGCGCCUCUCCAGGACAACGCUGCCUACUUUGGUUCUGCUUUGAAACUCAACGAAGGCUCCACUCAAAUUGCUGUUCAAUCUGGAACGGAAGAUGAUGAAUUUGUACAUUUGUACGGGGUCACCUACAUGGCACAUCGUCUAGUUGGAUAG